AUGGCUUCGGAAUUGAUUUAUUCUCACUUUCGAAAAAGCGAUGGAAGUUUCAUGUAGGUUGAUGGAUUGUCUGAAGAUCCUCGCUGAUAGAAUUAACAAAGAGGACAUUUUUUAAAGGCUGAAGAGCCUUUCCAGUAUUAUUUUAGGUAACUGAAAGAUUCGGCGCUUCAAAAAUUCAAUUAUUCAAAAAAAAAAAAUCAGUUAAUUUUUGAACUGACUCAGAAAAGGCGAGCCAACUGCUGAUCGCAAAAUUUUUUGGGAAGUUUUAGAAUUUCUACGAGAUUUUGAUGGUCUCCGGAGUUUCUUAAUAGUAAUUGAAGAAAAAGGAGUUCUCUUGCAAAAAUUGAUGAGAUAAUGAGAGAAGAAAUGUUGAAAGGUGAUAGAUAAGGCUUGGAAAUACUCUGAAAAUUUUUUCGCUUCGUUUUUUUUUUUAUGAAAAUGACUGCCUCACGCAAAAAGAUCUGGGAGCAAAAAAAGGGCUUAAAAAGUAUGUUGAACCCCUAAUGACGUAAUCAAAGAAAUUCCCAAAGUUUAAAAAUGAACGUCAGAGAUUGAAAAAUAUACCUAACUUUCAGAGGGUCAGAGAUAUUUUCGAAUUUUGCGGAAUUUACUUUGAACACGCCAUGAAUUUUUUCAAUUGGUGUUAUAAAAAACCGAAAAUCAACGCGAUCCUUAAAUAAACGUCCGCAAAAAUUUUCAGUAAGAGUUUCCAAAUGAAAUCUCAGUUAUUCAGAAAUUACUCGCUCGAAGAAAUCGAACAGGCCGACAAAAAUGGGUCGAUCGAAUCCAGUGAUUUGAUUUAUAUCGAGUUUCCGGGACACAAUGUUGUUUCUUAUUCGAUUGGUAAUAUCCUCGAUUAUUGAUUUAUAUAAUAAUAAAGAAAUUCAAGAUGAUCUCGUCAAGCUGAAUGGGAAGGAAAGGCCUUUCCGAUUUGCUGAAAACGUUGGUUUCUCUCUGAAUUUUCAAAACUCGUGGUCGCACUUGGAAUGGCUCGAAGUCGAAUUGAAGCUUAUCAGCCUGCUUUAACGCUUUUCGAUGUUAUCGCGCGCAAGCCGUUUUUGGUCGGACAUGUUUCAAAGCGUUUUUGACGUUUUUAGCCAUUCCACAUGCUGUCAUAGGCUUUCAAGUUACAAUAGAUUGAUUAUUAUAUCUUUUUAGAACUUUUAUUUGAAUAAUAUUUAUAGGAUCCUCGUUUCGAGAUGAAAAAUGACAGGGUUGUUCAUGAUUUCGCGUCUUCUUCUUCCACAUCCGAUGGUGGGUUUUUUUGCCGUUUUAUAGGUAAAUUUUAAGGAAAAAAAUAGGGCAUUUUUGUGCUUUUCGGAUGCUCAUUUUUGAAUUUUUUUCAGCACUUUUUUUGAAGAUAUUCUAAAAAAAUAGUUCAAAGCUUUUCUGUAUUUUCUUUUUAGUUUUUUUAAGUUAAGUUCUUUAGUUUAGCGAUAAAUUUUUUUGGUAAAUUUGUUCAUUUUCCAGGAGAUAAUCAAAGUACGGCUUCUUCGUCACAACAUACUGGAAAAACGAGAUCUCGAAGACAUAAGAGAAGGCGGAUGAAAAAUCAAAUAUCAGUCAACACGGAGGACGGUCCAGGUUGGCGGGGAUCAUCUGAAAUAUCGAUAUUUAGUUUCAUUUCAGAACCCAGUAGAAAACCUCCCGAAUCAGCUCGAAAUUCUCCCGGCCUUCCGAAAGAUUUACAGAAGGUUUUUGAUAGAGUAUUUUUCAAAUUUUCCAUUUUUCAAUUUGCAUUUUUUUUUCAUCUAAUUUCAGCUUUAUUUAUCAUUUUCAUCUUUCUUUUUGUGAUUGAUUUUUUUCCCAGCAAUCUACCGAUGUUUUUCUCCCCAAAACUGUGCCGCCUCUUCUGCCGGAAUCGCAAAGUUUGUUUUAUAAUUUAUUGAAAACAGCUUGGAUUUGAGAAAAUUUUAAACUAUUUUGGCCUUUAGUAACUUUUGUAAUUUGAACCUUUCUGUUAGAAGAAAAAGUCAGUUAUUUCGAGAUCUUUUCCAGGAACUUCGUCAAGGUCAAAAUCCUGUUCCGAGCCGCCGAAAUCGUCCCCCAGUCCUUCGAAAGACUUUAUUGAGGUUUUUUAUAAAAUUAUGAUUUUUUUUUUGAAUCCAAGGUUCAGUUUCAACACAAAUAGUUUUUUUCAUAUUCUUAACCUUAAAUUUAUUCAGCAACCGUGCAAUUCUUCCAUUCAAAAGACGGUUAAUCAGCCGAUGCCCUCGAAUAACAAGGUUGAACUAAAAUUUUCAGGUUAGCUUGAAAAUUUCCGAAAUUUUCUUCAUUGUAGAGUAGGCUCAAACAAAUUCGGAAUGGUGGAUAAUAGCCGCUGAAAGGAAGAGGCUCAAAAAAGGCCGAAAAAAGGCAGCAAAAAGAGACCCUUUAUCGAGCCUUCCAUCUUUUCUAGAAUUUCAAAGGCUCAAGAAAUGAUGGAAAAGGGAGAAGCAGCAAAAAUGAUGCAUAAGGGCUGAGAAAAUGGCGCAAAAAGGCUGCAAAAAGAGAGCCUUCAUCACCCUAAAAGGAACAUUUCUUCGGAGCCUUUGUGAACCCUCGAAGGGUUCUUCCGACUUUGCCUAUGCGAUAAAAAACUCUUCAUUAUCAAAUAAAACCCUCUUGGGAAGGUCUUUCCAUUUUUUUCGACCAGGAAUUUUCUGCAAAAUUGUUCUUCUCUUUUUAUUUUUUUAAUGAAAGAAGUUGAAAUUAGCAUUUUGCAAAUUUUCCGUUUUUCGAGAACCCUCGUCGGAGAGCCUCAAAAUAGCCAAUUUUGAAGGAUUUUUGAUGGUUUUUUUUUAAGAUUUAAGGCAUAUUUUUUUGAAAUAUAUAUCAAAUUGAACUGGUCAAGACUCUCCACAUGAUCAUUUACUACAUCAAAGAUGUUAUCGAAUUUUAAAAAUGCGAAAAAAUCCAACUUCCUAGUCUAGUGCAAAAUUUGCCAUUUUGAAAAGUUUUUUUCAAACUUAAACUUUUAAAAAAAUUUCUAAAAUCACCUGAGAUUUCAAUUAUCAUUUUUUAGAACUUUCUUCAAGCUCCAAACCCUCCGAAAUAUCGAAAUCAUCGUCCGAUUCAUCAACUAAUCUUUCGAAAGUUCCUGAAAAGGUAAAAAAAAAAUAUCAAGCCGUGUUCAUAGUGAUUCCGCAGCAUUCAAAUAACAGUCAGAGAGUGAGAAAGAUAACUAAAUUUUGGAGAGUCAAAGAUAAUUUGGAAUUUCGCUGGACACGGCAUUAUAACGACCUCGUGAGCUUUCUAUCCGAAUCGCUCUGAUUUAAACUUCAAACCUCAAAAUUUCGCUCCAGUUUCUUCAAAUUGACGGACUUAAAACAACUUGCGCAAGGAGCCAUCGAAAAACGUUAGAGCGAGAUGAAAAAGGUCGAUUUGAGUAUAAUUUUAAACCAUUUUUGAACCAUGUGGGCCUUGAUUUUCAAGUCAAAAGGACGUUAUUCGAGUUUUUUUUUGAUGCGAAAUUAUUUUAUUCAGGAAUCGUCCGGCUCCCAUCUUCGCAAAACUGUACAUCUACCGCUUUUUUCGAAAAACAACAAAGAAUGGAAGUUAUCGUGUCAGUUUCAACUUUUCGAACAUUUUUAUAGAGUAUAUCUCUAAAAGUUUCUAAAAAGGAUUGUGUUCUAAAAUUUGACCGUUCAGUUUUUCGAACGGUUAUAACAUGUCAUUUUUCUGACCGUUCGUUUGACCGACCAGUUUCUGAAAUUUACGAAACCGACCGACCAUUCAAAGAGUUACAUUUCGAACGGUCAAAAACCAACAUGUCAGUCUGAAGUGACAUGUUGAAAUGUUGAAAGUCCAAACGUUCACCAAUAAUCAUUUAUUAUGACAUGUUGAAAAAAUGUUGGUCGAAUGGUCAAUUUUCGAAACUAUAAUGGGAAGAAACCUUUCGAGCACCAUUCUCAUAGCCUCAGAGGACCUUUUUUAAACUUUUCUCAUACAUGGGAUAAGUAUGACUGACGACAGCCAAAACCCCCCUCCCCCUCAUGUUCGAAGAUGAACGAUUUUUUUGUUAGUUGGUCGAAUAACAGGUUGAUGCCGGAGAAAAAAAGAGAAAAAUCGCUUCUGCCAAUUAAGUGAAUGAAAUGAAUUUUUUUGAUUUUUUUCAUUAUAAAAAUCGGACUAGCGCCGUCCAGCGCGCACCCUCAAAAUUUUUCUACGGUUUUUUGCCAAGUCCCCCUCCCCUUUUCAGGUCUUUUCUGGAAAUUAGGUUUUUUUCAUUCCCACCCCCGUUUUGCCUGAGCAUAUUUACAGAAUAGUUUCAAUGCCUAAAAAACUAUAACUUUCAUGCUUCUAACGAGGGAGUUUUGAAAUACCAAGUUUAUGAGUUUCAGAAAAAAUUUAGUUUCGAGCUCUUUUUUUUAACACAGGAAGGCUUUUUUUCGAGUUAUGCUUCGAAAAUCAUACUCAUUUUCUUUAAAUCAAUUUUGAAAAUUGCUUCUUUAUUGACUUGCCUUUGAUGUGUUGUAUUUGAUGUUACUCUAACACAAUAAAUUUUCAGAUGAGAUGGCGGAGAUAGAACUGAAAAAAGUGACAAAGGACAUAACAAGGAAUCUAGCCAAUUCAUCAAAUACUUUCCCGAGUGCGCAACAAUUCAACAGCACCCUAACCCGGAUUGUGAGCUUUUUUUCCGAAAAAAAACUGGAAAUGCUCAUUUUCUACAUUUACAGGUUUAUUGUGCCCAUUGCAAUGCGAAUCUUCUCCGCCCAAACAACGUUUUGUCGCAUUUGACCGAUUUUAAUCAUUCCGCAAAGGUUCUUUCUGAAUAUUGAAAAAAAUCCUAUUUUUAUUUUUUCUUCUUUCAGUCAAAUGAUUGAACUUUAACUUCAAAAAGUCAUAACUCGAGUCAAAAAAUUCAGAAUCAGCUGUUCAGAGCAUAGUACUGUGCAAAUUUCGUGUAGAAAAUAUUUUUACAAUAUCUUAUGAAAAUUAUUCCUUCCGACUGAUUUAAAAUCAGUUUAAUAAUGUUUUCAUUUUCUAGGUUGGGUUUUUUUUUACUGAUUCUCGAAUCGUUUUUUUAAUUGAGCUCGAAAUUCGAAAAAUAAUCUUUCUAACAUCAUUGCUGGACUGUGACCAGUUUUAAAACUUUUACAAGCUCUUAAAUUUUUUCUGAGUGACCGAAAAUACUAAAAACAAUUGAAGUCUUCCAAAGUGGUCCCUAUGAAACUUACAGAAAAACAGCCACUAUAGGACACAAUAAAGUGCCCCCUUUGAGUGUAAAAUCUAGGUGGUCCCUAUAGGGCCUUAGAGUCUGACCCCUUAGCCCCUAAAGCUCAAGUUGACUUAUAGGGGUCUUUUUUAUUGAAAAAACUUAUUUAUUCAGUUUUUUUUUCCAUGGUUACGCUUCUUCGCUUAGAAUCAAUAAGAAUUAUCGUCUAGCAUGUCCCCUAUAGGGGCCACUUUUGCAAGCGGUCUCUAGAGGGGUCACUCCAAGAACCCCUAAGGUUACCCCCCAUAGGGACCACUCCUGGGUUCUUAAGAGCCGGACAAAGCGUUUUUUUCACUUGAAUGUAAAAAUUGGUUUUUCAUUUUCAACUUUCUGUGAGAAAGUUUUGAAGAAAAAGUCAAAUUUCAGAACUUUUUUUGAAAAAUUGGCCCAUUAUAUAUGAGGCUCAUUUAUAAUAAAGCACGAAAUCAGAUCGAAAAUCUGAUUUUAAAACGAAUAGAGGGAAUGCGCCGAAUGGGUUAUCAAAGAAAUUUGCACACUAAUAUUUCAUUUUUUUUUUUAGGAAAAAAAAGAAAAAAUUCCGUUUUCCAGGUCCUGAAAUAUGGCGUCGGUGUAAGUGAAAUAUCGUUCUGGCAGAAAGUUGUUGACCAAUUGAUAGAAGAUUCCAGUGAGUUUUGCUAUCAUUAUGAUCCUAUUUCUCAUGAGGUGUUAAAAAUUAUUUGAAUAAAAAUUUUCCUAUCUAAGCAUAAUUUUUUUUCCGUAUUUGAUGUAUGAUCAUAAGUCGAAAAUUCAUUUUACUCUGUUCCGAUUUUAAAUGUCAAAUACAAGGACGUCAUUCAAAAAGUCUCUCUGGACGACUUGCGCUUGGUUUAUCGCGCCAUUAGGGGCGGAGCUUGAGCGACGACUUGACAUUCAACAUUUGAACAGACUAGCUUUUUUGAAAAAUUCAGGGAAAGUGAAAUUUUUGCAGAAAAAUGCCAUAUUCCAUUUCUGACAAAGAUUUCCGACAGCAGCGAUUUUCUUCCACGUAAGUUCUCGAUAUUUGAGUUACCUGUGAAAUUAAUAUUUCAGAUGGCGAAAGACAGGGCCAUCUGAACAGUUUGAUGAAACAUUUCAAUAAUUCUAGCAAGAAUAUGCUUGACCAACAAGGAGCGAAGCUGAAUUUGGACCUUCUGGUUGGUUUUUCAUUAUAAGUAUUUAGCCGAUCCAGAAAUAGCGUGGAAAAGGGGCGUGGCCUGUCUGCCCUCUCCACCGACCAAGCUCUAUCUCCUUUUUUUUAAUCGUGUCAGGACCCUUUAUCUCUGUUAUUGGAGCGAUGAUGGGUAGUAAUCAUGACUAAAUUACCAGGAAAAUAGUUUUUUUUUGUAGAAACGUGCACGACUUGAAUGAUAAUGAGUCUACUAUUUACAAAUUUUCAGCCCAAUACCUGCGGCUACUGUAAAGUGAACAUAAACACGAAAUCCUUCGCAGUUAUUACCGACCACAUUUUUUCGACAGAUCAUUUGCGCCAUGUGAGUUCAUUGAGAAGAGAUUUUCAAGUUUUUUUGAACUUAUGAUCCUUUUUACGCGAUUUGAAAUUGUUACUUUUCUCUUCUCUCCGCGACCCUCUUAUGUGAACGUGCUCUUUUCAUGAUUCUCUGACCUCGCUGGUGAGAGGUCAGAGAGACGCAGACACUCGAAAAAUGUCAAGUCGCGGCGAACGGACUACAAUUAUUCAAUUUGUUCUCGAAUCUUUUAAAUGCAGAUACUCGAAGCCGGGUUCAGUGUUGCUGAGGUCGAUUUUUGGAUCAGUCGACUUGGAUCGGCUAAAAAGAAGACUCAGCCGAAAGUUCUUCAAACUGUCUCGAUGGAAGUAAAAAAGCUUCCCGAAGUCGUUCAACCAGCGAAAGUUGUUGCAAAAGUUAUAGGUUCUAAAUAUUCUUCUUUCUGAACACUGGAAAAUAUUCCUGUUCAGCUCCGAAAAAGACUCCGCUCACUGAAAAACCUGAAGAAAACGCUUCUGAUCUCAUCGAAGGUGAGAUUUGGUUCAUUUUUCAUGAUUUUAUUCUCGAAUUUUAGAACUGAAUCGUCUGAGAUAUCUUCUUGCGUUGAGGAAAUUGAAAUUGGCGGUCGAUAGAAACGUUUUGGCCGAAAAAACUGUCAAAGGACAGGUAAAUGACCAAUUCGAUCUCAAGAAGAUUUUCACGGUUUUUUUUGUCCAAAGGGUCAAUGUUUCUGACUAGGGAACUGCUCGAGCCUAUAUGGGCAGGCUUACUUGAAAUCACCUUCUCUCAAGUUUUCCUAAAUUAAAGUCUUCACUACCUCGGUUUGAUUUUUUACCUUGUCAACACUACCUCUCUGAAGUUGAAACUUGAUUUUAUUCCUUAAUUUUCAAAAUGGUUGUAAGUCAAGUCCUCUUCCCGAAAGUUCUUUACUUUCCCACGUAUGUAGGGGACGCGUGAAACUUCGUAACUUUGGUAGCUUAUAGACCUGGGUAAGAACUAUUGGAAACAGGAAAGAUUAUCGGCCAAACCACCUGAAGAAAUCCGGUUUUAUGUUUUUUAAAAUGUUAGAAAAUUGCGCCUCCCCGGAACCGAGUAGAUUUCUAGUCAGAAACCGAUUUUUAAGAGAUUUCAAUAGACCUUUCAAGAAUUUCAAACUAUAAACUAUAUAAACUAUUUGUAACGCUUCAUGGUCUCUGUCGGAAAAUAGAUUCUUAUGAUUCCCUUAGAAGAAAACGUUUCAGAACCAAUGUAACAUCUGCCCGAGUAAAUGCAAGUCGGACCUUGGAUUUUUGGAUCACAUCUUCACGGCUAGCCAUUUUGAAAAAGUAUUGGCUUGAUAUUUGGAUGCGAUGAAAGAUGAGAUUGUAGACGGCAAAGUUGGGCUUCACUCACAAGGACGUCGAUUUCUGGAAGAAUGCCAUGAUUUCCACUGGAAUCAUGCCUUCUUGGCACGAGGAGCUGAGCGAAAUGCUGGCCCCACGGAAAUUCGUCAACAAAAUCACCUGUCAAAAAAUGUUCCAGUGGUCGUUCAAUCAGAAAAGUGUGUUUUUUUGAAAAAUUUUUCACUCUUAUGAUUUUUUUUUUCUACUACUUUCACCUUUUUCUCUACUCCAUGCCGUUUUCAAAAAAUAACUUUUUAAUGAAAAAACGCGCGAAAAAAAAAAUUCCCAGUGAGUAUUAUUUCACUCCUAUUUUUAUCACUCGGAAAAUAAUUUUCUAGCGAUUGUGUAGAUAGAAAUGUUCGUACUUCGGAGAAACUAAGUCUCAAACUGGAUUAUCUAUCAAGGCUAGUCAACUUGGCGGUUGAGAACUUCGGAAAAUUGGCUAGAAAAAUGUUUGACGUAUCUGGUAAAAAUCCUGAAAGUCUCAACCUACCAAACUUCCUAGUUUUCUCGAGAAAGGACACCUAGAAGUCAAUGAAAACCCUCAAAAUUCAUUAAAAGAGGCUAUUUGAAAGCUUUGAGACCUUUUUCUCGAAAACUAUGAAGUUUCCCAGGUUUAGACUUCCAGAGUAUUCAUCAUCAAGAAGGUUUCUGUCAAAUUUACAGGGGUUUCCCAACCACAAAGUAGAAAGACCUUCCUUGUGAAAAAUCAUUUUUCCUGCAGAUUUCCGUUACGUACCUCUUCUCGACUAUUCUGAACGCUCUUCUGAUCAACAUGUCCCUGGUAGAGUUUUUUUUCUCAAGUCAGAUUUGACAGUCUUUUUAGCUGAUCAAAGAAGAUCCGUCCUCCAAAGUCUCCAUGCGCAUUACCGUUUUUCGCCGGCAAAGUACGAGGAAGAGCUUUUCAACAAGCAUUACCAUUUGGUUUGUUCAAAUGUUCGAGAAAUAGUUGAAAAAUCAUUUUCCAGUCGACUUGUUUCAUGUGUGAGGACAAAGGCUGGAUGACCAACGGAAUGGAUGUUCUUAAACAUAUUUUCACGGAUAAUCAUGUCAAAAAUGUUGGUUCAUUAUCGAAGAUGGGCGCAGCUAAAUUCUUGAAUUGCGAGAUUUUCCCGAACAUCGCUGUUCAUCAUGCUUGAAUGAGAACAUUUAUAUUUAAAAAUUUUUUUUAGAGACCAGGAUUAACAAAAAAAUAUAAAUAAUUUUUUUAGCUGAUUAAUCAUGGAUUUACGAUAUCUGACGUUGAUAUUUGGAAGUCGUAUAUUGAGUACGAAGCCCCCGAAAAGGAUGAAGAAGUUGCGCCGCCGACGAAUUAUGAAGAAGCUGUGAAAAAAAUCGCCCAGGCUGUACAGGUUCUUUUUUUCAAGGUCUUCGAAAUAGGGGAGUAGGAUCUUUAAGCGACGCAGAAACUUGAGAAUCUCCUGACCUUUUCUUGAGGGAUUUUCGGUUUUCCUAUCUUGUUCCUGUUGUGGAGUAAAGUCCGUUUUUGGUGGCUUGAAAAGGAUUUUCUCUGCGCCCUCCUUCUCUCUCGGUGACACUCUCAUAUUGACGUGCUGUUUUCAGGUCUCUCUGACCUUGCCAGUGAGAGAACAGAGAGACGCAGACACUCGAAAACAGUCGACCGAAAUAUGAUAAUGAAAAAAAUUCAUCAAUUAGUCAGAAAAAAUUUGAAAAAAAAAGUUUUAGAUGUUGUCCUUGAUAUGUUUUAUCUACUCCAGAAACAAGAUCGAAAAAAAAAUCCCAUAGAAACGGCUCGAAAAUGGUUCUAAAAUGUUUCGAAGUACUCCGUUUUGCAGAAACCUACGUCUCAAAUAGUUUCUAGUGUAUAACGUCAAAAAUGACCAAAAGAAAAUUUUGACGAAUACAAUGUCAAUUUUCCAAAGUUUUAAUUGAAUGUUCAUUGCAAUCUCAUUUUUUUUUAGAAAAUUAAUUCUAUUGACCAUGUGGGCAGUAAAAUAUGGGGUUUCAGAUUAUUUACCAAUUUCUAGAUCUCUUUAUUGCGUGUCGAAGAGUGAAUUUGAAAAAGUUACAGAGCUUCCUAGUUUUUGGAUAAAAAAAUAAUUCAAAGCCGUUUGAAUAAAUUUUGAAUUAGCGCCAAAAGCGCGUUUCGCAGCAAAGUUGCUCUAUGGACAACAGGCGGGUCUUCGCUUUUUUCUUCGUUUCUCGUUUCCUACUCUUUAUAACCCAACUAGUAUUUAUAUAACUCGAAAAAACUUGUGAUAAUUCAAUAAUUUCUCUAUAGUUUCGUUCGUCGGGCCCCUCUCAAAAGUUAACGCACGUUACACAUUCGAAUUUAUAAAAAUUAGCCAUCCGAGAAGAUUCUCUGCUGAAUCAGGGAAUAAUUGAAGAGUUUUUUGUCGGUUCAAGAAACACUCGUUGAUCAGGAAAUACGCGUAGAACAUCUCGUCCUUUUUGUAAUAUAGCCGAUUCACGGCUAGUUUGGGAUGCUAAGGGGCGUGGCCUGUUUGCGCCCUCCAUCAACCAAACACUAUCUGUUUUGAUGUCAUGUCAGGCCCCAUUUUCCGAUUUCUCAAUCUAGUCAUGAAUCGGCUAUCCCAGUAGAAAAGUUUUGAGCGUUCCGACGAACGGCUGCUUCUUCAUGUAGAAACUGUACCGCGCCCAGCUUUUCUGUUCUUAACCAUAUUCAAUUCACUUCAGAAGUGCAAAGUCGGUUGCAAAGCUGAACAAAAAGAAACAGAAACCGGGAAAUCUGAGGAUGCCGUUCCUCUUGGCCUGCUCUAUGCCAAUAUCGACGAGAAACUGACUUUCGCUCAAAGGCAGAAGGUCUUGUCAGGUUUUCCGUCUCUUUUAUUAUAGGAAAAGUGGAUUUUUCUUCAGAAGAACGAGUUGCGGAAGAGUUUGACAAGUUUCGAGCUAUUCUCAAAAAAACCGAUGCAAACUUGCUGAUGAAAAAUUAUCGCUCUUUGAGAAAACGCGUUUGUUUUUUUAUUAUUGGUUCAUUCUUUUUUUUAUCUUUGGAAAAGAUUCAUGAUUCAAUAUUUUAUAUUUCAGCAUCACGAAAGAAGUUGUUUGUGGUGUAAAGUAAAUUUGGGAGAAAUUUGGGACCUUGUUUUGCAUAUUUUCAGCGAAGGCCAUCAGAAAAUGGUACGCUUUAUGACUUUGAACACUUUUAAUUCAAGUCUUCAGGCUGUCAAGUAUUGCCAAAUGACUAUGAGUGACUUUGAUGAGUGGAGAGAACGGCUGGAAAAAUGCCAGAAAAGUUUUUUUUUUUUUUUGAAAUCGUAGUGAUAAUUUCCGAUUUACAGCCGAUUCUGUGCCACCGAAACCGAUAAUACCUCCAGUAGUUGUGAAAAGACCUCCUGAACCGAUAAAACCGAAAGAAAUCGGGACGAAACCGAGAAUCGCCGUAGUUGACGCUUUAUAUCGGCUUCCUCCUCUUCCACACUCACCGGAGUGGAAAAAGCUGAAGUUAGCUCUAAAGAGAUUAUAUAAAAAGCCUUUUCGAGAAGAAAUUUUGCAAUGACCAAAUUUUCUAAAUAAAACAGAUAAUGAUAACAAAAUAAGGAAAAUGUUACGUGUCGGUUUUUUAAAAUUGAUUAUUUAUUAUCAUUUUCGAGUAAAUAUGGAUGGUAUCUGAUCUAAAUUAUCACUACAACAUGAAAAGAUGAACACAUAAUGGCUUGCCUUGUGAACUACCCAAAAAGUCCAAACUAGAGACUGUAAAAGACAGUCAUUUCGCUUUUUCAUUUAAAAAAGGAAAAUUUUGAAAGUUUCCUUCGAAAGGGUUGAUACAAAAAGUUGAAAAUUUCCACUUAGAGUACUCAAAAUUGGAUGAUAUGAUGAAUAGAAAGACCUCUUUUCAAAUUUUCAGCAGAGUCGAGUCAAUUUACCCUCUGUACUACCCAAUGCAGUUCAACAAUCUUUCGCAUAUUUAUUAUGGUUUUUUUUCCUAGAUAUUUUGUAUUCAAAUUCUCAAUUUUUCUCGCAGGAUCCAACUUUGGAAGUCUGCAUCCAGAACUCGCCUACGCAGACGACUAUCUAUUCCGAAAUCUCACUAUUAAUUUGGUUUUUCACCCUAGUUUUUCGGAAUAUUGAAUAAAUUUAGAAUUACUGUCGAUAUUGCGACGUUGACUUGAAAACAACGGCCUCCGUCGUUCGUCACGCUUUCACCGAUGGACAUUUCCAGAAGGUUUCCUCGAUUAAUCAAAUACUUCUGUUGGAGUAACACAACAAGUUUUGUACCCUCUGCGGAAUCUGUUUGAAGAAUGUUGCAAAAUUAAUAUUUUUUUUAGUCUUAUCAGAUUUCGAACGUCAAGUCAUCGCCUAAGCUCCGUUUCUAACGGCGCCAUGAGAGUUUUGACGUCAUUCUAUUUGACAUUCGAAAUAUGAGAAAACUGUACAGAAGAUGCUCUUCUGAAUCAUUGGAUAAUUGAAAAGUUUUUUUUCGGUUUGCAAAACCUCAAAAACAGCGCGUAGAUCCUCACUUCCUCUUUUGUGAUAGUAGUAGAUGAGUUCUGAGCGUUCCGACGACGGAUAAGAAAAUAUAUUCAGCUACGAGAGAAUGGUAUCGAAGUACGGAACAACGACGUUAAUUAUUGGGUCGAACUGCGAAACAAGCUCAGAUUUUCAAGGUUGGAGUUUUUUCUCUGCGGAAUGAAAGAAACAUCAACUGUUGAAUAGACCUUAUUAGAUUCGCUUUAAAAUUUAGCCAUGGAUUCAACUUUUUUCCUUGUAACUCAAAAUCCUUUUUUCUUUGAAGCCCGUUCCAAGUACAAGGCUAAUUUCUCAAAGAAAAGUCUUUCAAAUAUUUCAUUUAUUCAUUUUUGAAUCCCGAACUUUAUUUUCUCUAAUGGUCAUGUCUUUUAAUAAUUUUCUUCGAUGAAAUGAUGAUUCAUUGAUUUUUUUCAGUUCGCUGCCAAAAACCGUUUUCCGGUUUCCCCUCUACGAUCAGACCUGCGGCGUUCCUCGCGAUGCGCCUUUUUGUUGGUUUUUUUGUUUUGAAAAUAUCACAGCGUUGCUCUUUCGAUUUUUCAACCCAACCAUAGAACAUUUUCCGGAAACGUCAACGAGUUAAUAAAUCCAUAUUUACAGGAAUUUCCCCAUACACUCAAUAUGGGAAAGUCUUUCAUCGACAUCACCUUCAUAAAAAUUAAGACAGUAUUUUUUCGAGAAAAACAAUCUUUUGGCCAAGAAAAAAAUUGUCUGUAAAAGAAAUAGAGAGAGAGCUAUUCGCCCAUACUUCGGCUGGAUCCCACUCCAAAAAACCAAUAAAAUUCAUCAUUUUUUGGGUCGUUUACAAUGAAAACACAUUCAAAAAAUGUCCACGUAUAAAUUUCUCAAUACAAAUUCUUAUUUCGACUAUUAUUUAAUUAUGGACUACGAAGUUUAUGUUAAUUUGGAUGAAGUUUUCAGGUAUGCCAUCGAAAAAAGAUUUGGAGAUUCUGGGACAAACAGAUGAAGCUACGUACAAUGAAAGCAACAGAUUGAUUAUCGUAAGUCUUUUUCCCUAUCAUUUUUUUCUUCUUGGGAUACAGUUUUCCGAAAGAAAUAACAAACGAGUGUCGAUUUUCAGAAGAUGUGCCGUUAUUGCAAUUGUCCCCUCGAAGUAGCUUCAGAGAUCAUUUUUCACGCCUUUUCUGAUCUACAUUUGAGAAAGGUUUGAUUCGUACUCGAAAUAUUGAGAAGAAAAUCAAGCCAGCAAAAAAUUGUCCUGGAAAGAUGAUAGGCGACUCACGGAAAGUAACAAAAAACCUGGAAAAAAAAAUUAAACGAAAAAAAAAGAUGAAAUUUUCAAUUUUCCGAUAUUGUCCCGUGUAGCGCACUUCCAAAAUCAAUUUCUUGACAUCUGUAAUUUUUCUCCAGCUUGGCUAUCUUUUCACGUUUUUCUUUCUAUCUACCGGAAAAAUAAGCUUAUGACACUAUUUUCCAGAUCAAAGAAGCCGGAAUCAUCACUUGUAGUGCCGAUUUCUCGUUCUGGACGUCGUCCCUUGGGAAAUACAAAAAACAACCGAAGUAA
Molecule: messenger RNA, 13998 nt
Organism: Caenorhabditis auriculariae
Lineage: Eukaryota; Metazoa; Nematoda; Chromadorea; Rhabditida; Rhabditidae
Source: the annotation of a GenBank genome assembly